Messenger RNA from Scomber scombrus (Atlantic mackerel), 2444 nucleotides. RefSeq names its product DEP domain-containing mTOR-interacting protein-like. The record is from RefSeq and is a predicted model, not a curated record. Gene Ontology annotation, molecular function: protein binding. Bases 153 to 665 code for a protein of 170 amino acids. The transcript has 6 exons. Lineage: Eukaryota; Metazoa; Chordata; Actinopteri; Scombriformes; Scombridae.
UUUAACAGCAGAGAGGAGCAGCUACUGACUGACUGGAUACUGAGCUCUUCUGUCUCUAUAGUUCUGUCUUAUUUUUCUUUUACGAGCAGUUAAAAGAUCUUUUUGUCGUUUUGGAUUUUUUUGAGAGUUUUAUAUAAAAGCACAGAAGAAAGAUGGGACCUCGCACAGCAGUCGCUCCCUCUAAAGAGAUAAAGGCAGAGGCAGCAGGAGCAGGUGGAGGCCGAUGUGGAGGUCAGGGAGGAGGCCGGCUGAGGAGCAGCAGUGAUGGAAGCAGAUACAGCAGGAGAGGAGUUGGCCUUUCUGCUAACUCCUCCUCCUCCCCAGUGCUGUACAACCCCAAAUCAGUCCUAAAGAGACCAGUGAGCACAGAGGAGCUGCAAACACCAGGAGGACCUUACAUGAAGAAAACAUUCACAAUUGUGGGCGAUGCGGUCGGCUGGGGCUUUGUGGUCAGAGGAAACAGGCCGUGUCACAUUCAGGCUGUGGAGCCCUGCGGCCCAGCUGCUGCUGCAGGGAUGAAGGUUUGUCAGUUUGUGGUUUCGGUCAACGGUCUCAAUGUUCUCAAUCUGGACUACCGGACCGUCAGCCACCUAAUCCUAACGGGACCUCGAACCGUGGUGAUGGAGGUCAAUUUGGACGUGGGAGGACAGAAGUUGCCUGGUUAAUGGGAAGACAACAGGAGGGUUAAAGAUGCUAUUUAAAACUCAUCGCUUCAUCUUUGAAAGAGACUUUUCCUCAAAGGAUUUUGCUUGCGCUUUUCUUAUCGUCAACAAAUCUCAUCUGCUAACGUACUAUGUGUACUCUGUGUGUGUAUCCAUAGUCUGAUAUAUUUUAUUCCUCUGUGGUAUAGUACAAAAAAUAUAAAAAAACACAUCAAUAAGCCACUGCACUGGGUUCCUUCAUUAUAAAGAGAGUUGGGUCUGUUUACAGAGCUUUAUUAGUCUAUUGUGCUACAUAUCACAACCUGUUGACUUUGCACUAAAAUCCUCUGAGAAUUCUAUAAUAUAGUACAAAAUCAAGAGGCUGUGAUAUGUGAUAUGUGGCACAACAAGCUAGGAAAGCUUUGAAAACAGAACUACCUUCCUGCACAUGCUCAGUGACGUUAUAGUGCCUUACACAGAACUACUCUCCAGAGACUGAAAACCUGAUCGCUAUUAUUAGUCUUUGGAGCGGUGUGGUUCAUUGAUAGUUUAUGGACAACAAUGGAGGUCUAUGGCACAGAGGUGUAACAUAUAUCAGGUGUUAGAUACACAUAUUACUAUUACUUGUUAGUAGAUCAGUUCUUUGUUGGUUUGGAUCGAAACAUGUAAUUUGUUGGCAAUAGUAAAAAUAUAGAAGAUCGCCUGCUAUAAAUAAUGAUCUGCCAGGCACAGAUAAGCUUUCAUGAACUGGAUGACUUACUUAUACUCAGUGAUGAUGGACAUGAAAUAGAUGUACAUAUAUAUAUAUAUUUAUAAAGUAAAGAUGAUUUUAUGAUUAAGGUGUUUUCGAACACACCUGCUUCGUGUUGUCUCAGAAACCGAUCCUGGAGGUAAUCAUCAUCAUGUUGUUGACGUCACUCCAACAGUCGGUGUGGACUUUUAACCCCAUGCGCCACCUCGCUGCCUCCCUCACACACAAUAACACACAAUAACACAUUACCUGCACGCAUCACAGAGGCAUUCACACACACACACACACACACACACACACACACACACACACACACAUGCCCCUCCCUCGACUGUGUUUACUUUUCCAUCGCUCCUUCCAACGUCUGAUUCCCAGAAAGGAAGGGAAGACUGUGAGGAAGCAAACUUGAGCUGAAGUGCUUUGUUUUCACGUCUCUCUUUCUGUAUUCCUUUUACCUUUUAUACACUUAUUUUAUGAUGGUUUUGUGUGUGUGUGUGUGUGUGUGUGUGUGUGUGUGUGUGUGUGUGUGUGUGUGUGUGUGUGUGUGUGUGUGUGUGUGUGUGUGUGUGUGUUUGAGAGAGACAGAGAGAAAGAGUUUUUAGGAAUUAAUUUCUUUUUCUUGUGUGUAGUCGGCUGCAGAUUUGAUAAAAGCUCUCAGCGGGGAGCGUUUUGCUCUCUGCGGGGGAUUCUGCAGACAGAGUGAGUCUCCGGGCUUUUCUUCCAUCUUCACUGGUGGUUUUCAUAAAGGCAGCGAGUGGAAAAUCAUGGUCGAAUAUUCUUUUAAAAUACUGGGUACUGAUAUCAUUGCUGCAAGGAUUUUCCUUUAAGAAAUUAAAUUAUAAAAGUCUCACUUUCCUUUCCUAGAGAGUAAGCCUUUUAGAGGCUUAUAAGCAAUAAAUCAAGCCCUACUUAAAUAUGUAUUUAUAUAACUUGUAUGUAUUAUGGUUUUUAAUGAGUUGCUUUAAGACACUUUUUUGCCUGUAUUUUGUUUUAAUUUGAAUGUUAAAGUACUUUGGGCUUCAUUUCUCAUGAAAAAUAUGAAUAAAAUAUAA